GGGCAGGUGAUGGGCAGGCAGAACGCAAGUUCUUCUGAGGGCUUCAUCCUGGUGGGCUUCUCGGACCGCCCCCGCCUGGAGCUGGGCCUCUUUGUGGUGGUACUCACCUUCUAUCUGCUCACGCUUCUGGGCAACGUGGCCAUCAUCCUGCUGUCCGCCCUGGACGCCCGGCUGCACACGCCCAUGUACUUCUUCUUGGCCAACCUCUCCUUCCUGGACGUGUGCUUCACCACGGGCUCCAUCCCCCAGAUGCUCUACAACCUGUGGGGCCCAGACAAGACCAUCAGCUACGUGGGCUGUGCCGUCCAGCUCUACUUCGUCCUGGCCCUGGGAGGCGUGGAGUGCGUGCUCCUGGCCGUCAUGGCCUAUGACCGCUACGUCGCAGUCUGCAAGCCUCUGCACUACACGGUCAUCAUGCACCCGCGCCUCUGCGGGCAGCUGGCCUCUGCAGCCUGGCUGAGCGGCUUCAGCAACUCUCUCGUCAUGGCCCCCCAGACGUUGCUGCUGCCCCGCUGUGGGCACAGGAGGGUGGACCACUUUCUCUGUGAGAUGCCGGCUCUCAUUGGCAUGGCCUGUGUAGACACCACGACCCUCGAGGCGCUGGCCUUCGCCUUGGCCAUCUUCAUCAUCCUGACACCCCUGCUGCUCAUCCUCACCUCCUAUGGCUACAUCGCCAGAGCCGUGCUUCGCAUCAGCUCAGCGGUGGGGCGCAGGAAGGCUCUCAACACCUGCAGCUCACACCUGGCCGUCGUCUCGCUCUUCUAUGGCACCAUCAUUUACAUGUACCUCCAGCCAGCAAACGCCUAUUCCCAGGACCAGGGCAAGUUCCUCACUCUUUUCUAUACAAUCGUCACACCCAGUGUGAACCCCCUGAUCUACACCCUGAGAAACAAAGACGUGAAAGAGGCAGUGAAGAAGGUGCUGGGGRAGGGGCGAGCACAAGGGCAGUAG
This is a messenger RNA of Urocitellus parryii (Arctic ground squirrel), 951 nucleotides long. Its product is annotated as putative olfactory receptor 2W6. Gene Ontology annotation, cellular component: membrane. The record is from RefSeq and is a predicted model, not a curated record. Lineage: Eukaryota; Metazoa; Chordata; Mammalia; Rodentia; Sciuridae. Gene Ontology annotation, biological process: G protein-coupled receptor signaling pathway. Gene Ontology annotation, molecular function: G protein-coupled receptor activity; olfactory receptor activity.